Linum tenue is the source of this 1773-nucleotide messenger RNA. The record is from the annotation of a GenBank genome assembly. NCBI's taxonomy places the organism in Eukaryota, Viridiplantae, Streptophyta, Magnoliopsida, Malpighiales, Linaceae.
AUAAUAAUAAUAAUAAUAAAUGUCCGACAGAGAAGAAGGAGGAGCAGGAGAGGGAUAAUAAAAAGUUGAAAAAACAACAACAACAGCGAAAGCAAAAUAUAUUUUUCUGGAUUUUGCGAAUUUCCGUCCGUCGUCAGUUCGUCCCCGCUCCCCCGAACUCCGACCAUCAAUGUCCCGGGAGUCGCCGUCGCACUGUCACCCUCGCGCCACUUCUACUACUGCUCAGAUGGCGAAGACGAAGAUGGCGGCGGCGGCGACCAAAAAUGGGACAGCAGUCUUGGGAGAAGGCGUCGUCUUCGGAGACGUUGGCGCCAUGACCGUGUUGCUCCCCAAGGAUAUUGAGCUUGUUGAGAAAUUCGACGACACCCUUUCAGCACUUCCUUCUCCCUCUCCUCCGCCUCCUUCGUCUCUUUCGCUUCCUCGUUUCGAGUCCCCCGUUCGGCUCCCCAACAUCGGCCUUGCAAUCCGAGAUAUCACGAAGACGAGAGGAGUUGGGGAGUUCCUUAGUGGUGCAUUAGCCGGGGCUAUGUCUAAAGCUGUACUUGCUCCUUUGGAGACCAUCAGAACAAGGAUGGUUGUCGGUGUUGGAUCUAAAAACAUUCCUGGAAGUUUCAUUGAAGUUGUUGAACAACAAGGCUGGCAAGGGCUGUGGGCUGGCAAUGCUAUCAAUAUGCUUCGUAUUGUCCCCACACAGGCAAUCGAGCUUGGUACAUUUGAGUGUGUCAAGCGGACAAUAACUUCAGCACAAGAGAAAAGUAAACAGUCUGAAUGUCCAAGAGUGAAAAUCGGUCCCAUCAGUUUGAACUUUUCUCUUAACUUCAUUCACCCUGUUGCUGCCGCUGGUGCUGUUGCUGGCAUUGCUGGCACUCUUGUAUGCCAUCCUCUUGAGGUUUUGAAGGAUCGACUGACUGUAAGCCCUGACUUAUACCCUAGCUUAACCGUAGCAAUUGGUAGAAUUUACAAGGAUGGAGGCAUUGGUGCCUUUUAUGCUGGCCUUAAACCUACACUGAUUGGCAUGCUUCCGUACAGUACAUGCUACUAUUUCAUGUACGAUACCGUGAAGAGAUCAUAUUGCAAGUCAAAGAAUAAAAAGUCGUUAAGUCGUCCAGAGAUGCUCGCCAUUGGAGCUCUUGCAGGGUUGACGGCUAGCACCAUCAGCUUUCCAUUGGAGGUCGCCAGGAAACGGCUGAUGGUGGGAGCUUUGAACGGUAAAUGCCCACCGCACAUGGCAGCAGCGCUCUCGGAAGUACUCCGGGAGGAGGGGCUAUUGGGACUAUACAGAGGCUGGGGUGCAAGUUGUUUGAAAGUCAUGCCCAACUCUGGCAUCACUUGGGUGUUUUACGAAGCUUGGAAAGAUAUACUCCUUGGCGAAAAGCGGGUUGCUUGACAUCCUACAGGUGAAGCUCCCCGCCUAAUUCUAUCCCCCUUCUGAAAUGUGGAAGGUGGUGGCGGCGGCUCAGCAUUUUGCAGUGCUGCCAUUUAUGUCAGAGAUCCAGAGUGAGAGUCUUCUGGGGCGUAUAAGAAGGCUCUGGGCAAUAAUUUGAUUCCUUGCCCAUUUUACAUCUUUCUGACCAUUGUAAUCUGUAGGCGAGGCAUUGAGGCUUCAAAAUUUUGGUGCCAAUCAUCUGUUUUCCUGUACCAUCCCCACACUGGUCUUUAUAUAAUCAGUCUACCAUCCCGAUUUUGCUCCCAGUUCGUACUCGUAUUUUUCAGUUGGUACAAAAGCUACCCGUCUGAAAAUGUCCAUAUUGAAUUUUAUGCACAUCUUAAAAU